CGCGUGCCCGUUCGUCCGUUGUCGUUCGUUGUUGGCUUGCUUGCAUUGCAAUUCACUCACAACGACAUCAACCGAGUCAGUGCUACAGCGCGUUUGUCCGCGCUUUAACUACAUAACCUAAAAAGUUUAACAAUCUGGUUAUUUUUAGUAUCAAUAAUUGAUUCUUUUUCCUAAAUACUCAUGAUUACCUCGAAUUUAUAAACUAGUGUUGUGAAAUAUAACGCCCAAUCGUGGGCGUGCGUGUAGUGUAUUUUUGUGCAACACAAAGUAAAUACAAACGGCAAGCUGUGGGGAUCAGGGGCCUUUUUUUUGCCGCCGCAGGGGAUGUAUUAUCCUGUGAGUAACGGCAAUGUCAUCGAUACAGGAACACCUACCCUACUGCACAUGGUGGGGACGGGUAUGGCGAACCCGUUCCCUGCGGCGGCGGCGGCUGCGGCAGCGGCUGCCCAGUUCGCGGCCAACGGGGACGCGUUGGCGGUGAAGGCGGAGGCCGGCGGGCCCGCGGCGCCUCAGCCUCCGCUGGUCAAGAGCGAAGGACCGCCGCCCCCAGCACCGCUCCCGCCUUCUAAUUUCUCGCCACAGCCACCUUCACAACAACAUGCGCCAAAUUCUAUAGAAAAUCAAAAUAAUGGUUCACAAAGCGACGUGGAUUCAAAUGAGGAUAGUACGCCUGUGAGCGUAUCAGCAGCAGUGGUCGCUCAACAAGCGGCCGCCGUGGUGGCGCAGCAAGCGGCCGCCGCGCACGCCGCCGCCGCCGCCGUCAGCGCCGCCGUCGCCAAUGCCGCCGCCAGCGCCGCUCAGCCUACCUCCCCGGACAAGACGCUCGUCCCCGUCUCCCAAGCCUCACAACCCAAACGGUUACAUGUCUCAAACAUACCCUUCAGAUUUCGAGACCCAGACCUUAGAAAUAUGUUCGGGCAAUAUGGCACAAUACUUGAUGUAGAAAUUAUCUUCAAUGAACGAGGCUCCAAGGGAUUCGGUUUUGUAACAUUCGCAAAUAGUGGUGAUGCGGAGCGAGCACGAGAGCGUCUUCACGGCACCGUGGUUGAGGGCAGAAAGAUAGAGGUUAAUAAUGCCACGGCCAGAGUGCAAACUAAGAAGCCACCUACGGUACCUAACGUGUGUGUCCAGUGGCCGGAAGGGUUGCGGGUGUCGGGCGUGACGUGGCCGUGGCUCGGCGCCGCGCCGGCCGCCGCGCCCGCGCCGCCGCUGGUGCUGGCCCCGCGCGCCGCGCAGCGUCGCAGUGUAUAUUACGACCCAUUCUUAGCUGCUGCCACAGCUGAUUCAAACUACAGACUGCAGGCCGCCAAGCCCGCAGCAGAGGCCGCUGCAGCCGCCGCAGCAGUAGCCGGUCCGUUGCUGAAGUCGCCGCUGGCGACGGCACAGCAAGCGGCAGCGGCGGCGGCUGCGGCCAACUAUGGGGCUGCCGCGCGCGCCGCCGCCGCCGCCGUCAGUGCUGCGCCACAACCCGCCGCACUCGCGCCUUUAGCUGCCACGUACGGAAGAGAAUAUGCAGAUCCUUAUUUAGGUCACGGCAUAGGACCAGUUACUGGAUACGGGACUGCAGUGUAUAGAAGCGGUUACAACAGAUUCGCGCCAUAUUAAGCCAGUGGAACAAAGAAACAAUUUUACUCGAAUAUGGAACAACUUUCAUCUUUACCCUAACAUGACAAUGGACUCUCUUUAUAAUCGUACAAACGUAAAACAUAAUUUAAGUUAUCAGUAAUAGUGUUAGCCGAGUACUGUAUAGGGAAACCUGGAUAGCCUAGUGACUACCCGGAGCGUCGCUCGCUCGGCCUCCGCAUCGAGCGUCAGGAACUUAUGAAUACCAAAGUCAAAAAAAUCUAACAGAAAUAGUUUACUAAGAUAAACCGUAUUGUAAAUUAUUUAUGUACCUAAUGCUAUACAAGUGCGAGCAGCUAAACUAAGUGCUUACGUUCUAUUUAGAUAGAUAUAUAUAUAUAUAUAUAAGAGUUACUAUUUUAUUAAUACACAUUAAUGAAUGUGAAUAUCUACAUCUUGCGUAUGGAUAAUGUAGAUCUUACACGUGUAAUGUAAUGACAAUAGAGAAAAAAAUUCAUGUAAACUAUAUUUAGUGAGCUUUGCACUUGCAUAUCAUAGAGAAAUUGUAAAUAUUGAGACCCGAACACUAACACAUUCAGGAUUCAGUUUACACUCGGGUGUAUUGUUCUAAAACAAUUCUUCGGACGCUCGUCGAUUCCCAUCAAUUAGAUCAGUUAGAUUUUAUAUUUUACGAUUCUCUAUUUUACUUUUUUACAUUUAAAAUUAAUGUAGAACAACUUAUACAUUUUUUACAGUUUCGUAAACGGUCUCUUUAGUUCUUAAUCUUCCCGAAUUUAAUUUUAACAGUCUACAUGGUGCGAGUUUAACACGGUGCCAUUUGUUUGGGUUGUUAUUUUACAAAAGUAAUUUUCAUAAAGUUACCUUCCUACCUAUAAUUUUAUAUAAGGUUAGUCCGUCGUGCAGCCGGGCGCAGGCCGACGCCGGUAUACACCACUGUAUACGUCCACGCUCGCUGUGUGUUUAGCUUCGCGCAAACUAUCGGGAAUAUGUUUACCUUUCGGUUAUUUGUAAAGUCGAUAAUCUCGACGGCUAGUAAUAGCGUUUAAUAUUUUACUAAUCUUAGACUUAAUGCUUUAGAUGUAGUGAUUAAGAAGAGAAGGGAACUCCAUCGAGUUCUUACAUAUCAUUGAGAUUUCUCCUUGUAAUUACGUUAGUGUUGUCUUCGACGGUGUCUAAUUUUAAAGUUGUAUUCUAUUGGAGCCCUUUAAUUUGAUCAAAUGCAGACGGGUCCAACCCUUUAGACGUCGUCGUGGUAAUCUUUAGACCUUAACAUUUGCAUUAGGAUUGUAAAAUAUUGUAACAUCAAAAAUUCGCUCAACGUUUAUACCAAAGCACAAAAACCCAUCGAUUCAUAUGUAUUCCGAGCGUUUGCAUGUCACUUACUUCUUCCCCAUAGAUUUCAUAGUCUUUCAGUUAGAAAAACUUAAAAAAUCUGUGAAAUUGUAGUUGUACAAUAUCUUAGUUACAUUAUUACGUUUUGAACAAUUUCAUUUUAGCUAAGUAAUUUUCUCUAUGAACAUAUCUAUUUGCCAUUUAGUGUAGUUUUUAUGAUAAUAUAAGUCUCCGACGUGAAUAAAGAUCUGAAAUGUUAUUCAUUGGUUGAAAAUUACCAUCGCGUCAUUCGUAUGUUGUGAAUUUAAAUCGAGAUUGAUUAAACUUCUGAUACAUUAGCUCACAUUCUAUUUCAGUUUUGCAUUAUACAUUCUUCGGAUCGGUGUUAUAAUUCGCCUGAAGUUGUAACUCCUGUUACUGACAUAUCAAGAUAUCUUUGUGAAGAUAUCACGUUUCCCCCGUCUAGAGCAAAUCAACGCUGCGUUGUCGACGAUGAUAGCUUUAAUUACUUACGAGUUAAGAUACAGAUACCGCCGCUCCGACUUGUCCAUGACGCACUGUUCUCACAAUGCAGAAUUCUAGUCUUUUAGCGCACAAAAUAUGUGGCAAAAGGUGCUUCGUGUUUGCAUGUGAUAAGUGAAGUAACUUCCCGGAUUUCGGUCCACUUUGCUCCUUGUACUAGGUUCUUUACGUAGAUAAGCUUCGUGUCAUAUUAUACUUUUGCAAAUUUACAUUUUUACACUCAUCUCUUAGUGCCACUGGCUUACAUAUCUAUUUUAAUAAGUUGUAAUUAUAACAUUUUAGACUGUAGUUGGUCAAGUUGCAGCUUCGAACAAUAUAAUUUGUGCUUUACUGCUGAAUACUCAUGCGUGAAUACGUUAUUUUAAGAAGUAAUUAUCGUUUAGUUUUGUAGGAAUAUCUGUUUUAGCUUUGUAAUGCAAGUUUUUGUAUUAAGUACAGUAUAAAAGUACAUGUGAUUUCUAAUCGAUGAUUUUAUUUUAUUAGUUUUUAGUAUGGUGUCACAUAAUGUUUCGUGUCACAAAUUUUAAUGAUUUGUAUGCGAUCAAUCUGGUUAUUAUGUUCGCGAGUGAGCCGGCGCUGCAGGCGGCCGCGGCUCUGUGUGUGGCCGUCAUAUCUAAUUACUUCUUACUCUACCAACCUCUACCAUAGAUUUAAAAUUUGCAACAAUACAUUUUAUAAUAUUGUUUACGUUUAACAGAACAAAUAGAAUAUUUUAGUUUUUUCAAAUGACAGUAUUGGUUUUAACGACUAAUUUUCCGAUGUUUCCCCAGCCUUAGAAUUUCUUUCGUGAAUUCCUCAAAUGCAUUUUAGUGUAAAUGUCACGUUUAUUUUCGUACUACUUUUGAAUUUCGUUGUGUUGUGCUGUAUCAACAAUUCAACACACACCUGUGAAUGUGACAUUGAUGUUAAAAUGCCAUUGCUAGCUCGCAGCUCGCACAGUGCGCGGCUCCCGCCUCAACAUUCACUAGGCUCACUUUGAUCGUUUUUGAUCACAAUGUUUUUUAACUUUUUAUUUUAUUUUAGAUGAUUCAUAUAAUACGACCAGUCGGAAUAUUAAAAUCAAAUGUUUCUUUUAAGGAAGACUUCUUUCACCAAGCCAAAUUGUUACAUGGGGGAAAAUUUGAAUUUAAAUUACAUAUCUGACAAAAUGGUUAGUGUGCUACGAUAAGAUUUGAAGAAAUAAAUCAUCAAGAACAAUGUAUUGUAAAUGUAAUAAUCAUUAAAAUUAAGGAUAAUAUGUAUUUUGUAACGCGGUUUGUUUCUCGGAUUUACUGAGAGAUAUAAAUUUUCAUACUAUUCUUGUUUCUUUAAGCUGUGCACAAAGUAUAUGAUCGACGGCUUCGAUUCUGUAAUCAUUAGAUCUAAACGAAUUGUUAUAUUGUGCAUAAUAAGAUGUCAUAUCAAUAGUGUUGUUGGCGAAUGUUGGCACUCACACUACGGCAACAAGAUUACUGUUAUACAUGGCCGAGGCGCCGCCGCCGCGCUGCGGGCAACCAUGGAAAACGUUCACGGCAAAAUAGCACUAAGCGAUCACAUAUUUCUUAUUCUCUUAUUAGACGAUAUUAGCCCGCUCAGCGUCGUGGCGGCCUCUUGCAGCGACUUCGCACCCGUCGGCUGCGCUGCCAACUGUAUAUAGUGUUAUCGGUGGUGACACCGCAUGUUGUGCGUAUGAUUUUUACCCUCGGGUUCAUAUUGUUAUCGUAGCCAGAGUUAAUAAGUAUCACUUGUUCGUCAAUUGCACUCGACGCUGUUCAGUUAGUAUAGUAGUGUACUCGUGUUAGCAGGGUUAAUAUUUAUGCCUGUAUUAUCCAAGUGUAUGUAUGUUAAAAUCGUAGUCGCGUCCCGGUACUCUAACUAAUCGUGGACAUCAUAUACCGACACGUCUACGAGUUUAAUGUUUUGUUAUAAAUAAAUCGAGGGAACAUUAGUAGACGUAUCGCAUACAGUUGUCGAUAAAAUGAGCAUGGCUCUUCGUGUCUUGUACGAUCAUUUGAAAACAACUGAGCAGGCCACGGGAGCCGCGCUAGCGCCUUGUGUAUUGUGUUGAAGCACAGCGCGACAAGCGAAUCCGGCAUAUGUAUGCGUUACGAUUCGAACAGUAUUUGGGAUACUAUUACAAUAUCGUGCUCAAUUUCCGUAUGUAUGUUGUACGUGUGAUGUUGAACUUAAUGUUUUGGAAUUAAAUAUAACUUACAAUAGAUUUGUUACAUAAUGAAUGUCUUCCGUUCGGCACAGUUUAUAGAUUCAUCGCACAUAGUAUUGUUGCACGUCGGUCCUGUGGGGGGGCUCCGCCACGUGCACAGCGGUCCCUCAUACGAUUUGUGAUAAACUAAAUAAAAUUUAUUGUAAUUUUCCUUUUCGUAUGGCAAUUUUAAAAUGAAUUGCAGAGCUGAUUCUCUCUUUUAUUGUAAAUAUAUUUUUUUUUUUCAAAUGAAAAUAUGAAUGAAGUUAAAUCAUUUGAAGCCAUUGGCAUUGUGUACUCAUUUACGUUAUUAAUAAAUUAUAGUAUGAA
Plodia interpunctella (Indianmeal moth) is the source of this 5950-nucleotide messenger RNA. RefSeq names its product RNA-binding Fox protein 1 (gene Rbfox1). The record is from RefSeq and is a predicted model, not a curated record. Gene Ontology annotation, cellular component: nucleus; cytoplasm. Gene Ontology annotation, biological process: regulation of alternative mRNA splicing, via spliceosome; nervous system development. Gene Ontology annotation, molecular function: mRNA binding. NCBI's taxonomy places the organism in Eukaryota, Metazoa, Arthropoda, Insecta, Lepidoptera, Pyralidae. The transcript has 14 exons. The coding region runs from base 325 to 1605 and encodes 426 amino acids.